AUGGCUACUGUUACCAUCGCCCGCCCGGUCCAGCCGGACAUCCAGUAUGCCCCGGACCGAGUGAAGUGGCAGGCCCGUGUGGCGAGCCGGAUCCAAGAUCGCGAUCUCCCGAAAGCCCUGCCGGAGGGUCUGCCUGCACAAUUCAAGAAUGACUUGGUGUGGGAAGGGUCAACCCUGGCCAACGACUAUGACUGGACCUAUGUGCUCAGUACCGAGCAACUGGACGAGCUGGAUGCAGCCCUAGCUCAUUUAAAAUCCUUGGGAUUAGCUCUUGGUCACAUCAACCAGGAGACGUUCCCAUUACCCAAGCUCCACUCUGAGCUCCGGAAGCUUUCUCACGAGUUGCACAACGGGCACGGAUUCUUUGUGAUUCGGGGUCUGCGGGUCGACGAACAUACAAGAGAAGAAAACAUCAUAAUCUACGCCGGUCUUUCUUCUCACAUCGCAUCCCAGCGUGGUCGUCAAGAUAGGCAGUAUGAUGGCAAGCCGGCCGACGUUGUGCUUACCCACAUCAAGGAUCUGACCCUCACGAAAGAGAAGGGUCAAAUCGGCAGCCCAGCAUACACAGCAGACAAGCAGGUAUUCCACACGGACGCGGGCGACAUCGUCUCCCUUUUUGCGCUUUCAACGGCCGCCGAGGGCGGCACUAGCAAAUUGGCGAGUAUUGCCCGGGUCUACAACGAGAUCGCCAAGACGCGUCCUGAUCUGAUUCAUACGCUUACCCAAGACUGGCAAUUCGAAGUCUUUGGAACGCCUCAAAAGUCGUUCACAUCUCGGCCACUUGUCCACUAUCAGCCUGCCACAGCAACAACUCCUGAACGCCUGGCUGUACAGUACGCGCGUCGUUACUUCGUCGGCUACGGCGCACUUCCAAGAAGUGCAGAAAUCCCUCCCAUCAGCGAAGCACAGGCCGAGGCGCUUGACACACUACACUUCCUCGGAGAAAAGUUCGCUGUCUCUUUGGACUUUCAGAAGGGUGAUAUCCAGUACGCCAACAACAUGGGAAUUUUCCACGCCCGCGAUGGUUUCACCGAUACUCAAGACCAACAGCGCCACUUAUUGAGGCAAUGGCUUCGCGAUCCUGAAUAUGCAUGGGAGACGCCUGGGCCGUUGAAGGAACGUUGGGGACAGCUUUAUGAUGGGGUCACACCCGAGGCGCAGUAA
Molecule: messenger RNA, 1164 nt
Organism: Colletotrichum aenigma
Lineage: Eukaryota; Fungi; Ascomycota; Sordariomycetes; Glomerellales; Glomerellaceae
Product: Taurine hydroxylase-like protein SAT17
Exons: 5
Coding region: 1-1164 (387 amino acids)
Molecular function (GO): oxidoreductase activity
Source: RefSeq, a predicted model, not a curated record